AUGCUCUCGUCGGCACUCGUCUUCGUCGUCCUCGUUUUGCCGCAGGCUGCCUACUGGCCGCUUGUGUGCGGAACGAUGGAGUUCGAUUUCCUGAAUGACCUGAUGCCUUGGGUACCGGUGGCCCAGAUAGCACUCGUCAUUUUGGUUCUUGGGAACACCGUUCGGGUCCGCAAGCGCGUCGUGCCCGCUAUCGGCAAGUCCGUUGAGCCUGCCACCACCAAGGUCUUCGUGUCCAACGUCGCCAAGCCCGUUGUGCCCGCCUUUGAGGCUCCCACCACCAAGGUCUUCGUGUCCAACGUCGCCAAGCCCGUUGAGCCCACCUUUGAGGCUCCCACCACCAAGGUCUUCGUGUCCAACGUCGCCAAGCCCGUUGUGCCCGCCUUUGAGGCUGACUCCACCAACGUCUUUGUGUCCACCGUCGCCAAGGGCGCCUUUGAGUCUGGCGCUGCCAACGUCUUCGUGUCCACCGUCGCCAAGGGCGCCUUUGAGUCUCCCACCGCCAACGUCGUCGACUUCGCCGUUGCCAAGAAGGCGAUCUGGCGUGCCGGAUGCUGGGCACUGGCCGGUAUCGGCCGUCGCAUGGUCACCGUGACCUACUGGUUGACUGAGUGCCUCGUUUGGCUUUGCAGCCAAUACGAGGCCUUCGGCACUCUUCUCGACAAUCUCGACGCCGACCGCCGCCCUUCUUUUGACAGCCUUACCACGGAACCACUUGCCGAUGACCCUGCUCGCCUGGUCAAGCCCACCGAGCAGCGCCGUACCGACGACCUGGCCCUUGAUACCGAGCUCACGGAGGAGCUGCCCUUCACCAACCACACAGCUAUGCUGGCUGCCGAGCAAGUCGUCGCCAACAAUCAGGUUGUUGAGGUGGCUACCCCGGCUGAGCUUGCCAAGCAAGUCGUCGCCGACGACGUGGGUGCUGAGGAUACGGUUUUUCCCGCAGAGCCUACCAAGACCUUCGAGGCCACUGAGACUGCCGAGCCGAACAAGCCCUCCGAGGACCCCGAGUGCCCCAAGCCUGCCGAGGCCACCAAGGCCAUUGACACCGCUGUCGCCGACGACCUGGCUCCUCUCUCCGAGGCCACCCAGCAAGUCUCCAACAGCAACCUUGCCCCUCCCCUCGAGUCCACCGUGCUCGUCGGUGAGGACAUCGACCUCGCUGCCGACAGCGACUCCGUGACGGCUUCCCCGGCUACCUGCGCCCGUCCUUCUCCCUCCGCCCCUGCCACCGAUCUCCAGAAGCCAGUCGAAGACGUCUCCGACAACGCUUCUCGGGCUGAGCUGCUUCAAGCGCCCCCGACUGAGAUCACGGGUAACUCACCCACGCUGGUUGAGAGUUCAAAGGCUGUGCAGCUUUCAGCACCUACCAUUGAGACCCCGCAGAAGGUACCCGCGGACAUUCCCCUCCCCGCUAACCCGCUCUUGCUCCCGGCCGACGUCCCCCUGCCACCGAGCCGUCCCUCGUCUCCCACGGGAAAGACGACACGAGGACGCCGUGCAAGGCGAGGGGCCAAGAAGGAGGAGCUGGGCGACCCUCCCAGUUCGUCUCUCUCGGCGGCGGCUAACGGCCCCAGCGGUGACGGCGCCUCUGGCACCAAGGAGGGAAGCGCCUCAGGCAGCAAGAGUGGUCCCUCGGACGGCAAGAGCGGCAAUGCCUCUGGCAAUGGUGGCAACAAGAACGGCAACGCCUCGGCGGCGGCGGCGGCAACAAGCGCGGCGCUGGCGGACACGCUGCCGGCGCCACCGCCCCAACCCCCUUCUGAAGAAGAGGCGAAGGAGUGGGCGGUGGGUGCAUACCACCUCUGGGAACUUCGCGGAUCCUACAUCGUCCCCCCGCCUCUACCCGAAGACCCCGAGUCCGAGCUCGACAAGUCCGAGCCCGACAGCGCCGAGUCUCCGCUUGCCAACUCCGGCUCCGAGUUCGACAGCGCGAAGUACGUGCUGGACCCCCUGGCAAUUGCUUGGAUUCUGCUUGGAAUGAAGGGAUUCCAGCGCGAGUGCCUCCGCUACAACUCGUGGCAGCCUGCGGAGCCUACGCGCAAGGCCCGCGAACGCGCCCUUCGUCAUGCCCAACGUAAUUGGGAUGCGGUCGACAAUGAGUUUCUCAAGGCCUUGGGAAGGCUCAUCCUCGCCAGGGCACCACCGUGGUAUCGCCAGGCGACCCACCAAAAAGUCGCAGAGUCGACCCCAGUUGACAAGUCCCAUGUCGACAACAAGAAGGGCCAUGGCGAGGUCGACAACGGGUUCAGUGGCGCAGACGGGCUGGGCGCGGGCCAAAAGACGUUUAGUCGGGAAGAGAUCCUCUCUGCUGUCAUUUCCGCCUUUGCUAAAGUGGAGAAGUCGUUCUCCUUAGCACGCAGGACUGGGGCCCUGGUAGAAGUCAAGAACACCUUCUCCCUCAAGGCGGGCAUCAGUGGCACAGGUACCGCAGCCAUCGGCGCGACCUUCGGCUCCACUCUGACCCAAGCCACACCUCGCACGGCACCAGCCCCUCCAGCACCAGCACCAGCACCGGCACCAGCACCAGCCCCAGCACCAGCACCAGCACCAUCACCAGCUCCUCCGGCACCUGGCUUCAACAUGGGACUGGCUCCCGCGCCGGUGACCCAAGCUCCACCCCCGCUCGCCUUCUCCAUGGGACAGGCUGCGCCAGCGACCCAGUCGACAUCGACCACACGCAAGAAAGGCGGCCCUCACGCCGGAGGACGCCGACCCCGGCCAUAG
Molecule: messenger RNA, 2724 nt
Organism: Vanrija pseudolonga
Lineage: Eukaryota; Fungi; Basidiomycota; Tremellomycetes; Trichosporonales; Trichosporonaceae
Exons: 4
Coding region: 1-2724 (907 amino acids)
Source: RefSeq, a predicted model, not a curated record